Peronospora farinosa is the source of this 1482-nucleotide messenger RNA. The record is from the annotation of a GenBank genome assembly. Lineage: Eukaryota; Oomycota; Peronosporomycetes; Peronosporales; Peronosporaceae.
AUGGAACCAGGAGUAAAACGUGACCGGGAAGCCACAAAUGAUGCACUACAGUCGUUCCAUGAAGUACCAAAUGAGUCACAAAAACCUCGAGCUGAAGAAGAAAAGGGCAAACGGUGGACACUGAAACAAGAUAAUAUGCUGCGUAAAGCAGUGGAAGAGUUUGAUCAGCGUAAUUGGAAAGCUAUUGCUACCCGUGUGGAUGGACGGAACCAUGCGCAGUGUCUUCAGCGCUGGAAUAAAGUGUUGAAACCAGGAUUAGUGAAAGGCCACUGGAUCGAUGAAGAGGACACGACAUUGGAGCAAAUGGUCUUGCAAGGCUGUCACUCAUGGGGAGAAGUGGCAGCUUAUAUUCCUGGUAGAACAGCAAAGCAGUGUCGAGAACGUUGGAGAAACCACUUGGAUCCAAGCAUUAACAAACUACCUUUUACUCUUGAAGAAGACGAGGUUAUCCAGGACGGAUUCGAAAAGAUGGGGAAUCGAUGGACACAGAUUGCACAGUUACUUCCAGGACGGACAGAAGACGCUGUAAAAACGAGAUGGAAAGCGCUAAACCCCAACCAAAAGGUAAAAGCCAAACCAGGUCGACCAAAACAUAUGCCCGGUGUGACAAUGAACAAGCAACGCGAUGCAGUAUCGCCUGAUGUUGCUGGGAUGGUGACAAAUGCACCCAUCGCGAUGCUGGAAAUGCCGGUGUACGAAAAUGGGUGUCUGCCUUCUUAUCCUGACAAUAGCGCAUCAAUGCUCCCGCCCAUGCCGAUAUCACCUCUGCAAUCUCUACAUAUGAGAAUGCCUCAUGCAAAAGUGUCCGUGCACACAACGCCGGUAUUAUUACCGAGCCAGUAUCCUGAACCCAUUGUAGAGCCGCUUAGCGAUGAAGUGGCUGAAAACGAACUGAAUGAUGCGGAGAUGUUGAAGGAGCUUCUUCGCAGCCACUCGAACAGUUUGCUAAGCUUUGGCAGUAUAUGUGGGCUGAAUUCAUUUACAGACAUGUCUCCAGAAGACUUGCUCGAAAGCGGCGAGUUGGAUGAGAUGCUUCGUGCUACCGUGUCAAUAUCCAAAGAAAAGAGCGAGAGAGGCCGACUUUCCAGCACAAGCAGUAUGAUGGACAGUUUAACCAGCUCGUUCAAGAACCCGGAAUCACUGCAAAAGGCAGUGCAGAACCUGGACCACGAUGAGCAGCACCUAUUCCAGGGGCUACUUGACAGAUGGCGGACUGAAAAGUCAAUUUGUGGUGACGUUGCAACUCAAAUUGAUGACCACAUCGCUAGUUUGCCAGUGGACCCAAACGCAUACAUGCAACACAACUUUGAGAUCAACAGUGAGCGCAAUUUGGCUAAUACGUCGGAGCACGAAGAAACACGCUCACUUCCUCGACGGAACUCGUAUGGAAUCUCGUACGAGCUCAGCAACAUCACAAGUGAUAUCGGUGAGCUGCUUGGCUCCGACCUCAUGCGCCCGAUUCGAAAGGGCAAGAUGUACUAG